Messenger RNA from Tympanuchus pallidicinctus (lesser prairie-chicken), 567 nucleotides. RefSeq names its product guanylyl cyclase-activating protein 1-like. The coding region runs from base 1 to 567 and encodes 188 amino acids. The record is from RefSeq and is a predicted model, not a curated record. NCBI's taxonomy places the organism in Eukaryota, Metazoa, Chordata, Aves, Galliformes, Phasianidae. The transcript has 4 exons. Gene Ontology annotation, molecular function: calcium sensitive guanylate cyclase activator activity; calcium ion binding.
AUGGGAAACAACAACAGCUCCACGGUGGACGACCUGCAGGCAGUGGAGAUCCACCAUUGGUACAAGAAGUUCAUGACAGAGUGUCCCUCCGGGCAGCUGACAGAGCAUGAGUUCAAGCAGUUCUUCGGGCUGCGGGGUUUGGACCCCCAGGCCAACGAGUACAUCGAGCAGAUGUUCCGUACCUUCGACAUGAACAAGGAUGGGUACAUCGACUUCAUGGAGUACGUGGCAGCCCUCAGCCUGGUGCUGCGCGGGAAGAUGGAGCAGAAGCUGCGCUGGUACUUCAAGCUGUACGACGUGGAUGGGAACGGCUGCAUCGACCGCCACGAGCUGCUCAACAUCAUUAAGGCCAUCCGUGCCAUCAAUGGUGGCGACCACGAGACGAGCGCAGAGGAGUUCACCAACCGCGUCUUCAACAAAAUCGAUGUGAACGGAGACGGGGAACUUUCCCUGGAUGAAUUUGUGGAGGGAGCAAGGAAGGACGACGAGUUCAUGGAGGUGAUGAUGAAGAGUUUGGAUCUGUCUCACAUCGUGGCCAUGAUCAACAACCGCCGGCACAGCGUGUAA